UUUUUAAAUAAAAGAAAAGAGUCUUUGUUGGAGGGUCCCCUGCCGUCCACCACAUCCCCCCCUUUCCUCCUUAAGAAUAUUCAAUCCGUCAAUCCUUCCUCGUGUCAUAUGUCGUCCCCCAUGAAUCAUUAGACAAGUUGGUUCUGUUUUUUGUGUUCUUGAGUCUGAACAAAGACACCAAAUCUCUUUGCUUUACAUCAAGAAUUGGCCUAAAGAGAGUUUGAAAGGCAAGAGCUUUCUCUUGGCUUGAAGAUAUACGAUCCCCUUCUUGAAAGUCUCUCCUUUCUUGGGAAUCCCUCUCUUCUCUUGAUUGAAAACAUUCCCCUUUUCGUAAUAAGCUGACACCCCCACCCCCUCUUCGUUCCGAUGCCCUUCUUUUUGUCUGUUCUCGGUUGAUUGAUAAAAGGAAUCAGUUGAAGGAGAAGCGCUUGUUCAAGUGGUUUCAGCUCGAGCCUUAUUUAGAUUUUAUAGGAACAACGUGUAGUUAUUUUCGUCAGUCUGGUUGCUAUAAAUUCUAGAAAUGGGAGAUCACUUUGUUUUGCUCGUGGAUCGGCUACUGACUGAAUCGACGUUGGGAGCAGCUCUUGAGAGCAGGAUCCGGGCUACGGAAGCAACGACAUCGGAUAAAGAUGGAACAGUCGAGAAGAGUUCGUCUCAUAAUAUCGAUUUAGGGAACCUGUCAUACCCGAGGAAGAUGGUGGAGUGCAGGAUAUGCCAGGACGAAGAUGAAGACAGGAAUAUGGAGACACCGUGCUCAUGCUGUGGUAGCUUGAAGUAUGCUCAUCGCAGAUGCAUCCAGAGGUGGUGCAAUGAAAAGGGCAACACUCUGUGCGAGAUCUGCCACCAACAAUUUAAACCUGGGUACACAGCACCACCCCCGCUAUUUCAGAUCGGUCGUAUCCCGAUGAACUUCAGAGGAAAUUGGGAGGUUUACAGAAGAGAGACGGACUCGAAUGGUCCUCGCAUUAUAGCAAUGGUUUCAACUGAUCGUGACUUCACUGAUCAUGACUUUCACGAGCAAUCAGUUUCUGCCAUGAGAAGCCUCAUAUGCUGCCGCUCUAUUGCACUAGUAUUUAUGAUUCUUCUGAUCUUAAGGCAUACUCUACCGGUCAUAGCAAGCGGGACGAGCCAGUACUCAUUCCCAUUGCUUAUGUUACUGCUUUUACGUAGCGUGGGAAUCGUUCUCCCCAUUUACAUCAUCAUGAGAGUGCUAACGGCUGUUCAACGCCACCGACUCCGACAGGUGUCUCCGAGUCCGAGCUCAUCGAAUGCUUCAUCAGAUGAGGAAACAGAGGAUUUGAGCAUGGGUCCGGAGCCUCUAGCUGUUCAUGCCAGUUAAACUCGGCUUCAUUGGACGCAUAUCCAUAGUAUUGAAGAAUUUGUUAGGAUUUCUUUCUUUGCCGAUGAUCAAGUAGACUGAAAGGUCAUCAGAUUAUUUCGGCUGUUCGACCUCAAAUUUACAAAAGCAAAAAAAAAAAAAAAAGUACGAUAAUGACAUGUACAUAUAUACAUAUAUAGGUAUAAAAAAUCACAAAGCAUCAAUGAAAUUCAAAACAAAGCAGGCUACUGAAUGCGAUAUUCAGAAUCCUAUUUGGCAACAA
Molecule: messenger RNA, 1601 nt
Organism: Punica granatum (pomegranate)
Lineage: Eukaryota; Viridiplantae; Streptophyta; Magnoliopsida; Myrtales; Lythraceae
Source: RefSeq, a predicted model, not a curated record